AUGUCACUAUUUUUAGGUCAAGCAUCUCAAUAUUCACAAGUAAGAGUAGAUCCAGAGAAGAUCAAACUAGCUGAUAUUCAAUUUCAAGCAAUGUCAUAUACAUUUAAUAAACUUUUAGUGAGAUGUGAACAAAAAUGUUUAGUUCAUGAAUAUGGUGAAGGAGAAUUAUCAAAGGGAGAACUGGAAUGUAUUGAUAGAUGUGUUACAAAAUAUGUUAAAGCUAAUUUAAUAAUUGGUGAACACUUUCAAAAACAAAGAAUUGAUGCUUUUAAUACAAUGCCUGAGUAUAUUAAAAUAAAAGAAAUAAUAGGGAGUGGUGAUAGUGGGAAGAUAUAG
Messenger RNA from Lodderomyces jiufengensis, 336 nucleotides. RefSeq names its product Tim12p (gene TIM12). Gene Ontology annotation, biological process: protein insertion into mitochondrial inner membrane. Gene Ontology annotation, cellular component: mitochondrial inner membrane. Lineage: Eukaryota; Fungi; Ascomycota; Pichiomycetes; Serinales; Debaryomycetaceae. The coding region runs from base 1 to 336 and encodes 111 amino acids. The record is from RefSeq and is a predicted model, not a curated record. The transcript has a single exon.